Eurytemora carolleeae is the source of this 1475-nucleotide messenger RNA. RefSeq names its product dynactin subunit 6 (gene DCTN6-p27). The coding region runs from base 364 to 918 and encodes 184 amino acids. The record is from RefSeq and is a predicted model, not a curated record. Gene Ontology annotation, biological process: mitotic spindle organization. Gene Ontology annotation, cellular component: dynactin complex. NCBI's taxonomy places the organism in Eukaryota, Metazoa, Arthropoda, Copepoda, Calanoida, Temoridae. Gene Ontology annotation, molecular function: dynein complex binding. The transcript has 7 exons.
AUAUGAACAAGGUUCUAACCCAAGCAGAGGUCACCCUCAUUCAUCAAGAGAUUGCAGCCCAAGCGGUCAGCAUGUUGGGGGUCACUAUACGAUAGUCAUUAAUUAUUUACUUUUUCACCAACAGAAAGACUUCAUCAGUAAAGAGAAACAAAUUCAAAAGCGGACUUAAUCCCAUGUCCUAAUCAAACCCACCAACCCCUCACCUUUGACAGUGAUAUGUUUGAAUUAGUUCAAAUCCAUUUUCUUUGCCACGACUCCUUCGGAAUGAUGGUUGAAUGCCCCAUAUCUCUCACAUCUUGAUUUGUUGAUAGGAAAAUGUGGGUUAAUUGAUAGAUUGAACAUUGCUCCUUACAGAUUUACAGAAUGAGCGCAAAGUCGAAUAUAAAGAUUGCACUGGGAGCUGUUGUUUGCAACGAAUGCGAUCUAAGAGGAGACAUAACCAUCGGAGCUAAAACUGUAAUACAUCCUAAAGCAAGAAUAAUUGCAGAGGCCGGGCCAAUAAUAAUAGGAGAAAAUAAUCUGAUAGAGGAACAAUGUGAGAUCAUGAAUGUUAAAGAAACAAAGGAUGAGGAUGAAGAUGGAUCUGAAAGUGGGAACACAUCUGUCAUGAUUAUCGGGAAUAAUAAUGUUUUUGAGGUUGGCAGUGAAAUAUUGAGCUUGAGGAUUGGUGAUAAUAAUGUGGUUGAGUCAAAGAGUAGUAUCGGCAGGUUAACCAAUCUAUCUAAUGGAUGCAUAGUGGGAGCAGGAUGCAGGCUUACUACCGAGGAAACCUUGGAGGAAAAUAUAGUUGUUUACGGUGGCGAUUGCAGAAGAAGAAAGGCGGGAGAUAAACCUGUUUCACAAAUCCUCCAAAUAGAUUUCUUAUCCAAGGUUCUACCUAACUAUCAUCAUCUCAAGAAACCAGCAAAGAAGGCUUAGUUCAACAGCUGUUCAUUUAACCAACUCUAAACUUGUUGUGCAUGAACGUUGAACAAUGUACAAUUUACAUUCUACAAUGUGGCACACUGUAUAACAAAAGAUAUCAACCAAACACAGUUCUGUGAUCACGAUUUUAAUACUUUUUCAUUAGUAUUUACUAUUUAUUUUAAAUGUUUUUGAAGCUUUGGAGGAGAAAAUGAAAGAUUAGACGCCAAAUUGUUCUACCUUUCCGCUACCGAAAAAAUUCAUUAAUCCCUUCAGAUAAUUAAUCAUAGAUUUUUCGUCAAUAGACCUAAUUUAACAAUUAAACAAUUUAAAUUCCGUUCAUCCAGAGGAAACAUUUCAUUUAUGAUGAGGGUGUUACUUGUCGCAGUAAAAUAACAUGAUUUAUUUUUACAAACUUUUCCUCUUCCUAGGCUGUCAGCUGUUAAUUCAAUCGUUGAUUUUUAAUUAUUACCUUUAUUCCAAUCCCAUUAACUUCUUUCUUCUCAAACUCUCUAUAAAAAUGUAAUGCAUUUAUUUAACAAAUGUUGCUACCACCUUUACAUUAUUACAGA